ACUAGGUCAACUUAUUUUCUAAGCUCGUGUGUCAACGCUCCAAUCCAUAGUAUAUAACAGUCAUAUAAGAUUAAAUGGCAGGUCGGAUACCAAGUGGUUUCAUCAAAAGUGCCUUACAUAAUGGCGUUGGAAGAUAUGUUAAUCAGUGCCAAAGAAUAACUCUAAAAUUUUGUAAGGAGCACGGUGACAGCAGAGGCAUGAGGGACUUCAUAGAACAAGAGCUAUUAGAUUUUACUAGGAGUAACCCUGGAGUGGUGAUGUACCUGCAACCAAGGCGACACAGGAAACCUGUUAUAGUAGCAGAGUAUUUAAAUGGAUACAAAGAAAACCUAUAUGUGCCCAACUACCCUAAAGAUGAGAUCUGCAAAUGGGUGGAGCAUUUGCGCUGCAAGCAAGGAAUGACCCCUAUGAGACUUAGAAAAUACCAGCACACAGACAAUCCUAGUAUUCAGGGUAUAUGGAAUCCAUUUACCAAUAAAGAUCCCUCAGCAAAUGUUACCACAUAUCCAAAUCCUAAUGUACGAGUCAGUGCACCAGAAUCUGCCACAGAUAGAUUACUUAAAUUAGCGCAAGAACUGAGGGAAAAAGACAACUGAUAUUUAACACUCUGCAUGUUGACUACAUUUUAGAAGGGAAUGCCUGUGUAGGUGAAACUGUGGCCUGCUGAACUUGGUGUAAAGCCUGUCCGCACAGCAGAAAUAUUCCUGGAUGUUGAUAAAAUAAUAUGGAUGCAAAAAACACAGUUUCAGUGUCUAGUUGCAACAAUAUUACGGGUGUUCCCAGGUUGGAUACAAAACGUUUGUACCCAAUUUUUCAGUGCUGGUUAGCUCAUAAGGCUAUUCUUGAAAAUGAUUUGUGAUUUUGUUAAUGGCAUUUCAGUGUGGUGCUUUUUCCAAUGCUGACAAAAGUAGGUUAGCUUUGAACCCAUAUCUAAUAUACUUAUUUUAUUUUUAUUUUUAAGUAAGGUGCAUUUCCAACCUGCUUUAUUUCAGUAAAAACGAGACUUCAUAUUCAAGAAAAUGUAUAUAAAUGAAAAGCAAAGAAACUAAAUGAUGUGUGUUUUGCCAGACAUUUAAUGCUGUGAAGAUUUGUAUUGUUAAUCCAUUUAUAAUUAUCCAGAAACUGGGGGAUUUUCCUUCUCCGUUUUCAAGAUAGAAACGCAAAGCUGCUCAAAAACCAAUCAGAUAUUUAUAAAGGCAUACUAUCUGCCUUUAAAAGUGCUCAUUUAUAUUUUCUUAGUCAACGUAUUUUGAAAGGCUACUUAUAUUUCCAAAUUCUGACAACAAAAACGAUAAAACAUGGCAUAGAAGUACCUGUUAUUGACGCUUGCUU
Molecule: messenger RNA, 1332 nt
Organism: Lingula anatina
Lineage: Eukaryota; Metazoa; Brachiopoda; Lingulata; Lingulida; Lingulidae
Product: large ribosomal subunit protein mL43
Biological process (GO): mitochondrial translation
Cellular component (GO): mitochondrial large ribosomal subunit
Molecular function (GO): structural constituent of ribosome
Source: RefSeq, a predicted model, not a curated record